AUGGAGGCAUGUGCUGUUUUCCCCGACGACAUCCUUGUUGAGAUCCUCUCGCGACUCCCCGCCAAGUCAGCGUACCGCUUCAAGUGUGUCUCCAACCCGUGGCGCUACCUAAUCUCCGACCGCAACCACUGCAAGAGGCUGCCGCAGACCCUCGCCGGCUUCUUCUACGUUAGCGAGAGCUGGGACAACAACCGCCUCUGCCCAAUCUUCGAGCAACACUUCUGUAAUCUAUCGGGUUGCCAACCGCCGUUGGUUAAUCCCAUGCUCCCGUUCCUGCCCAACCAUGCUGACAUGAGCGUCUUGGACUGCUGCAAAGGCCUCCUCCUCCUCCUCUGCCACCACACUAUGAUUACUUCGUCUGCAAUCCCGCUACUGAGAAAUGGGUAG
Molecule: messenger RNA, 387 nt
Organism: Aegilops tauschii subsp. strangulata
Lineage: Eukaryota; Viridiplantae; Streptophyta; Magnoliopsida; Poales; Poaceae
Molecular function (GO): protein binding
Source: RefSeq, a predicted model, not a curated record